Molecule: messenger RNA, 606 nt
Organism: Symbiodinium necroappetens
Lineage: Eukaryota; Dinophyceae; Suessiales; Symbiodiniaceae
Source: the annotation of a GenBank genome assembly
AUGGCUUCGGACGCCUGUCUGAGUGCUCUAUGCGUGGAGCGAGUGACCCGCGAGAAGCCAGACAAAGCUCUCAUGGACGAGCUGGCCAAGGUCCGAGGCGAUCUUCGGAAGAUUCAGGACGAGCUCCACACCUCCCAGAUCGAGUGCAAGCGAUUGGCAGCGUCGGAGAAGUUGGCUCGGGAACAAUUGGAAAAGACAGAGGAGUUGAGGAGCAAGGCUGCACGACAGGGCUCGACGGCGGAAGACGAGAUCCGAACGCUGCGUCAGGCCCUGGAAGAGAAGGAAGCGAGCCUGAAGGAGCUCGAGGAGUCGACGCAGAGGGGAGCGCAGUCGGCCGCGGAGCUGAAGCAGCGUGCCUUGGAGCUGACAGAGGCAGAGAAGAGAGUCAAGGAGUUGACCGCUGAUGUUUCCCGAACGAAGGAGGAGCUGGCAGCAGCACAUGCACAGAUCAAGGGCUUGCAAGACAAGCUGGAAGAGUGCAGACCUUCCCAGGCCCAGAAAGAGACAUCAAAGACGAAGGUCUUUGACCCGGCCAUGGAUGAGAACCUGCGCAAGGAAUUGGCAUGUCCGGAGCAAGCCCAUGUCGUAUAUAAGCAGCGGCAUUGA